GAACCAAAAUACACCUGCACUCGAACGAUCAACUGCCAGGGAAAGCAAGUGGAAGUAUCUCAGAAUCUGUAGCUAAUGAGCUCUGAGUCAUUAUCAAAAUUCGGACGAUCUCGGGAUAACCAAUGUCAACCGUGGCAGUCAAGCGCUGAAAUCUGAGAAAGAUCAGCUCUCAUUCGUCAAGUGACCUCAAAACUCUUCCAGCUUUAUGUAUUUUCCGUACCGUGUAUUUUUAUUUUCGACGACAUCAGCAAGAUAUGGCUAUGGCAGAAUCAUAUCAUCUAUCCACGCUCCAACCCCAAAGCCUCAAUGGUCACACGAGCGGAAGCGGACAACAGGUCGCACAUGCCAACUCACCUGAACAACAAGUUCAAAUCACAGCUUCAGAUGGCGCCAACGACAAUGCCGAUGCUGAAGCACCCCCUAAUGCAGUAACAGAUUCACGCCCCACGAGACGGUAUCAAGCUCUUUUACUUCUUGCAGGGUUUACCAUGAUAUUCCAAAUCAUCGGUAUCAACUCCACGUACGGCAUCUUUCAGGAAUUCUAUACAUCCCCAGGGAGCAACAUCCCUUCUGCCAUAGGUCAGGAUGCGCUUGUUUCUCUCGCAGGCACGAUUGGCUAUGGACUCACCUGGUCCGGCAGCAUAUUCGUAAACCCGUGUUUAAGAAAAUAUCGAAAUGGCAGGCAUAUCACUCUCUUUGGUGUGAUCUUGAUGAGCCUCGGAUUAGUCCUAGCAAGUUUUAGUACAAAGCUCGUUCACCUUUUCCUCACACAAGCGCUCCUCUAUGGCAUUGGCGCCUCGUUCUACUAUUUUCCCUUGAUGUCUCUUACACCGCUGUAUUUCGACCAACACAGAGGCUUUGCGAUGGGUCUCGUCCUUUCUGGCUCGGGGUUCGGUGGGCUGGUUUUUGCGCCCGUAACGCAUGCACUAAUUGCGCGCGUCGGGGUGAGAUGGACAUUGCGCGUGCUUGGAAUAUGGAACGUCAUUGUUGGGAUUCCAAUAGCACUAGUAGUCAGAGAGAGGAGUGGGGGCUUGGGAGGGAUUAGAGGAGGGGGAUUAGGGCUGAUAAUGAGGGGGACAUUCUUCUGGCAGUCCCUUGGUGCGUUCCUCCAAGCUGCAGGCAAUCUUGUCCCGGCAUACUACAUGACGACAUACUGCACCUCCGUCCUCAACUACUCCUCAACUACAGCAUCACUCGUACUUGCGCUCUUUAACGCUGUAAAUAGCGUUUCUCGCGUGGGAAUGGGUGUGUUGGCAGAUAAAGUGGGAAGACAGAAUACCAUGGUUGUAAGUGCCCUCCUAUCUGCCAUAUCCGUCCUAGCCCUUUGGUACUCUGCACCUCGGGCCCAGUUUCUCGCCUUUGUAACCCUCUACGGAAUUUACGCCGGUGGUUACAAUGCCCUCUUGCCCACAACUCUAACAGAAGUCUUUGGCGUACAAAACUACGCAGCGGCAAACGCUAUGAUUUAUUUCAUCAGGGGUAUGGGAACGUUAUUGGGAGCGCCUGUCGCAGGGGUUAUGAUAGGAAGCCAUUCGAGGGUUGGUGCAACGGGAGGAACAGGGCUGAGUGUAGGGGAGCUGAAGAAGAGGUACAAUGAUGUGGUGCUGUUCGAUGGUGCACUACUUAUGGCGGCUACUGCGUGCAUAGCGUAUGUCCGCUGGCUGGACGCGAGGGAUAAGGGACGAUGGAAAUGGAAAGCCUGAUCUGGUGUACGACAUGCUUGAUGGCGGAGUAUGGGACAUGAUUUCUAUAACCGCAGGCUCGAGCAAGCACCUAUAGCUUUAUAUAUAAGAAACCCUCCAUCCAAGCAGUGCUCAAGAUGAAAAGAUAAUCAGACUGAGGACGUUCAAAUUCUUUCAAAUUCUCAGGCGCUCGUUAGCUUCGAUUCCGUGAUGUAACAGUCAUCGAUAAAAACAAUAAACCAAUCUUUGGGCUUAUCGUACAUACAAGAUAUAUUAC
This is a messenger RNA of Serpula lacrymans var. lacrymans S7.9, 1959 nucleotides long. RefSeq lists its product as uncharacterized. The record is from RefSeq and is a predicted model, not a curated record. Bases 255 to 1703 code for a protein of 482 amino acids. Gene Ontology annotation, molecular function: transmembrane transporter activity. Gene Ontology annotation, cellular component: fungal-type vacuole membrane. Gene Ontology annotation, biological process: transmembrane transport. The transcript has 6 exons. NCBI's taxonomy places the organism in Eukaryota, Fungi, Basidiomycota, Agaricomycetes, Boletales, Serpulaceae.